AUGAAUGACAUCAAGCUGGCCCUGCUGGGAAGCGAGGGAGCCGGUAAAUCAGCGGUUUUGGUGAGAUUCCUCACAAAGAGAUUCAUAGGGGAAUAUGCCUCUGAUACCAACUCCUUAUACCGUAAAAGGCUUUCCAUCGAUGGAAGACAGUUGAACUUGGAAGUCUUUGAUCCGUGUUCACAGAGCAGAGGGAGCAGAUGUAUCCUGGAGGAGCCGGUGGAGUGGGCUGAUGGCUUUGUGGUGGUGUACACCAUCAGCGACCGCAUGUCCUUCCUCAACGCCAAAAACAUCCUGCACCAGAUCAAAGAGAGCCGCAGAGAGACCUGCAAGGGAGAGGUGGACAUACCCAUUUGCCUUGUGGGGAACAAGCAAGACCUGUGCCACAGUCGUCAGGUGAGUGAGGAGGAAGGUCGCUGUUUGGCCAUUGAGAACAAAUGUCUCUUCCAGGAGGUUUCUGCUGCAGAAAACUACUUGGAGAUUUCCAACCUAUUUACGAAACUCAUUCGCCAUGUGAUGGACUAUGUGAAGUACAGGGCGGACCGAAGGCGAUACAGCGGUUCCAAGUCCAUGGCUAAGCUCAUCAACAAUGUCUUUGGUAAGAGGAGGAAGUCCGUUUGA
Molecule: messenger RNA, 618 nt
Organism: Chanos chanos (milkfish)
Lineage: Eukaryota; Metazoa; Chordata; Actinopteri; Gonorynchiformes; Chanidae
Gene: rerglb
Product: RERG/RAS-like b
Exons: 5
Coding region: 1-618 (205 amino acids)
Molecular function (GO): GTP binding; GTPase activity
Source: RefSeq, a predicted model, not a curated record